CCGUCAAACAGGAGGUACACUUUAGCGGUGAGAGGUGCUAGUGUUUACCUGCUAGCUGUGCUGCAAUGGUGUGAACGACCUCCAGUAGUUUCUUAGUCCUACUCGAGCAGUGAAAGAGCAAAGACAGAGCAGCCAGCCAGCGGCUAACAGCCAUGUCCAACCGCCUGGCCUUCCAGACCCAGCUGGCCUCCAUCAUGGAGGUCCUAGCAAACGCAGCGGUGGCGGAAAUCUGUAAGCUGGUGGACGACGACUACGCGGUGGUGAGGUUGCAGAUGUCUCAGUGCCAGAGAGAGAACAAGGCCCUGAAGAGGAAACUACACCUGCUGGAGCUGAAGAUGGCCCGGGGAAAUGCCGAGAGGAGGCUCCGGGAGAGUGCCCUGAACAGCAGCCGGCCGAGGGUGCAGAUAAACGGCAGCGACAGGCUCCGGGAGCCCUCCACCCCCGCCGGUGACGUGUUUGACCAGCAGAGGGAGGUGCUUCUGUGGUCGAGCGGAGACGUAACCAGUGAACUGAUCCUGUCUGAAAGCAUGCACAGUAAGUCUCCAGAUGUGGAGUUGGUGGAGCCGGAGGCAGUGCUGGUGAAAGAGGAGAAGGUGCAGGCAGCCACGUCUCGAGAUGAAGAAGCGGAGCAAAGUACGUCACUUAUAGGAGAUGAUGGGCUGAUGGAGUGUGUCCCUCAUGGAGCUGAAGGUCAGAUGCCUGGCCCCGAGGACCAGGACGCCCAGUCCGUGUCUACUCGGUCCCAGUCGCAGAGCCAGGCGUGCAGGACGAAGCUUACCGGCAGCAGAGGAGUGGAGAAGGAUGAGGAGCCAGAUGUGGUGCUGGUGAAGGUGGAGGAGGUGGAGCCGAUGACGAGACCUCAGAACCGGCCGUGCCUCAGCAUACAGGAGGGGUUGGUGGAGUCCAGUACAGACGACUACAGAGGAGUGCUGUCCUUUGAUGAAACCACACAGAUGUCCACCAAUCAGCCGUCCGACCUGCAGGACUCUGGGCGGGGCUUCUCAGAGGUUGCAGCACCUCAAAUGACCCCUGCAGAAUCAGAAGAUAUCAGCAGCAUUGUGGCGGUCCAGCUGAGGGUACCAGACACCAACAUGCCAGCCAACCCAACCGAGCAGCAGCAGCGAUGCAGCAACAACCCCACGAGCUCUGACUACUCUCUCUUUGAACUGGAAACCUUCUUCACCCGCUGGGCCCCGGAUAGUGACCCUGUGUCAACUCCUGGUGGCUCUUCAUGUGCAUUUGUUGCUAACAAGUCAACUGAACGUGACCAGGAUAGAGUUGUUAUCAUAGACACUCGUCGACAGCCUUGGCAAGUGCUCGAUCCACCACAGACCUCGACAUCCUCGGCGUUGAAGCCGAGCGGAGGGCAGAGUUUCUCCUCUGCAGGCCGUCCGUCUGCAUCACAGGGGACUUCUGCGCCCACGUCUUUGAGAAUGCAGGAUCCAGGAUCUUCCCAGCCUUCCUGGAGGAGAACAUCAGCACAGGCUCAAGUGCUGCAGCAGCAGCUUCAAAAUGGCAACACUUACUCUCAACAGGAAAGCACCAUUCCUCCCUCACAGAUCACACCGUCCUCCAGCACAGGUGCUGUCAGUAAAACAGGUGGAGUUACAAAUAAAACCAAGACAGCUGGGACUCCACAGUCCUCUCUAUCAGUCCGGGGAGCCAUAGCACCGCUGGCCAGCACUGAGGUGGCCAUCGCCCCACAGCAUCGGACAACUCUCCUCACUAACCUUAAUAAAAAUCGUGCCGCAUGCACGUUGCCCGCAGAGCGCCGCAGGAAGAGUUACGUAUGUGGAGCCUGCGGAAAAGCUUUCUCUGGCCUGUCCAAUCUAGAGGUCCACAAGAGAGUGCACACAGGCGAGAAGCCUUUCCGCUGUGACACUUGUGGGAAGCACUUCUCUGAGGCUGGAAACCUGAAAAAACACCAAAGGGUUCACACGGGGGAGAAACCCUUCAGCUGCAACCAGUGUGGGAAGAGCUUUGCUUGGAUCUGCAACUUGAGGACACACCAGCAGUCUGCCACAGGCUGUGGAGCGCAAGCCGGGGGAGGGCUGUAACUGCUGAUGCUGUUAUUAUUUGCUUGAUUCAAAGUGUAGUAUAACUCUGCCCGGUGACAGUUUUUUGUGUCCCUGGUUAUAGUUGACCCAGUUUAGCUCUUUCUCUGUGUUCCUGUGGACGUUUUGAAACUUUUCCUUGGGUCCUCAGAGAGCCUCUCCAUGGAUGCAUGGCACACCCUAAAGAGAGUGCCAGCUCUCCAGGACGUAUACACUUAAAGAAAAGAAGAGAAACUGAAUGAGCUUCACUGAACAGAGGAGGUGGCUCACGACAACAGCUAUCAGUGGCCUAAAAUGCAGGGAUUUCAACCCCCAGUCAUACCUUGGCUCCUGUGACUGUAAUAAUGCCUUCGCUCAUGACCAUUAAUGACCCACAUGGUUACAGUAAAAGGUUCUCAGGACCACCGCUGAGGUGACAACCUUGCUAACGGUUAAAAACGUCUGUUUUACAUCUUUAACAUCAUCUUUACCAACCAAAGAAUUCCACUUUCCAAGCCUGCGGGACAUUUCACUAAAUAUUGUAUUUUUGAGCCUGUAUAUAAACGUGAUCCUGUGAGCAUUACAGAAAAUCCAAACUAAACUCAAACUCUCGUUUUUCACUCACUGAAGCUGUAUGCUGGACAGUUAUUUCACCUCAAAAAAGAAAAGUUCACAGAGACGAUUACAUGACAUUCAUCGCCAUGAUGAGUAGUUGGAAACGUUUGACCACGAUGUGUAUUUGACCACAGUGGGAACAUAAUCAGACUGAAUUUAAGAGCAUAUAAAGUCUCCUGUGACCAUCCUCAUCAGAUCUAAUGUGGUGCUUUCUGCUCUUUUCAUUCUUUCCUGUGGGAUAGUUGCCCUCUCUCUUAUUCUGUGGUGAAUUUUGAAAUCUUCCACUUUCACAGAGUUAAUAAAUAAACUGGAGGUGUAGGCAAUUCAUCUAGAGGGGUUAAACUCUUCAUCCACGGAAGCCUGAAGUCUGUGCUACAGCUGACCUGUAGGCUGUAAAGAAGAACACAAAACAUUAUUUAUCAGAUCCUAACUCAUCCGCAUAUUGAAGUUCUACAGUAACUGCAUUAUUUGUUUUUUCUCUUAGUGUAGUGCAUUGCUAGAUAUUUGUUAAAGACAAUACUACAUACUGUACGAUCCAGGCAUGAGUCUCAUUAACUGUUGUUUCGAGAGAUCCUUCCACGCUGUGGAUCACCGACACUACCUCACUGAUUUGGGUGAUUUGUGGUGUUGCAGAGCUGUGUCACUGCACUUGUGCUCAUUAUCGACCAAUUUCUAGGAUUUGACUAAAAAUCUUAAACACUGAAAAUCUGUCAGUUAACUUUAAAACUAUCUUGCCUGCAGGCGUCUCAUGCUACAAACACAUAUUUCAAACAUAUUAACUGCAAAGAUAAUUGUAUCCAUGUGUCACGGUGUGGACUCAAAGAUAAGACUCUGAGCUAAAGUCAGUUAAAUAAGUUUUAUUGGAGAAAGAACUUCAACGCUGACGGGAUCACAGGAGCUCUGCCAGAGAAGAGAGGGAGUGACUUGUGAUGGCUGGUGAGUGUGUGUGGGGGGGGUCCAGAGUGUUGGCAGGUGGAGGAGGUAGUGAGUGGACAGGUGGGAGCUGGGAGGCUUGCUGAUUUACUGAAGCAGUUCACAGAGUGCUGGUAAGUGUUCUUCCAAACAGGAAAGGUCCAAAGUGGCCUCCAAGUGGGAUAACUGCUGGGACGCACAGAUGGCACGUCAACACCGACAUUUUCAAGAUUAAUACAAGAAAAUGGUGACCUUUCACCGUGGUGAAUGUCUGGCACCAGCUGUUCUUGACUUGGCAGCUGAAACAAUGAGAAGAGACCCCACCAGAAAAAGAAAACCCUCUGUUGGCGUUAAAAGAGGGAUUUAACGCAGAGGCACAGCUUCAGCUUUGUGACUAAAGGUGUGGGCGCAUCAGGUGUUUUAGUGGCCUUAUUGCUUAUGAAUUUGUGAGAGCUUCCCUUUCACAGCACAGAGUCUUGGGUGGACAAUAUUUAAAUGAAUACAAAUGUGAGGCUUAGUGUUGGAAUCAAAUUGUUAAAUGUUGUCAUUGUGUUACUUAAAUUUGUAAGUCUUAGUUCAAACAGCAUGAUCAAAGACCUUCCUUUGUCUCUGACCACCUCUCCAGCCAGUUUGUUGGUGGGGGAGGCUGUAGUGUUUUAUUAUAGGCACAUCCUAUCUGAAGGUUCUGUUUUCUUGUUUAGUAAGCGUCCUGCUUUUAUGACCCUUUUGUGGGCAGGAGGUCACACAAACGCACCCCCAAACACACACACUCACAUACAUACACACAUACACACACGUGCUUACACGUGCACACACAUACACACAUAGUGCCUUGUCUUUUAUAACCAUAGGGGGGGUUUUACAAUGGGAGGUGCUUGUGUGUGCUGUAACUGUUUUCAAUAAAAGGCGGCAAGGAAGGCUGUUUAUUUGAUGCUGGCUAGGAGACGGGUGAGGAGCGUUCAGCUCCAAGAGCCUGGUUCUGACCAGUCUCCCUUGCUAGCAAGUAAAAACCGGUUAAAGAUGUUCGUCUUGUUUCCUUGCUUGUCGUUAACGGGAAUACGUUUCUAAAGCAGCGGGGCCUGUGGAAGCGCAGACCCAACACUUAGUGGUAAAAUAAUGCUGAAGAACACGUGGUAUUGUGGUUGUGGGAUAUAUGAUAGCUGGAGUGUUCAUUCAUUUGGAAUGAGUGGGAUGGUCCUGGGUCUCAGAGCCAGAGGUUUCCUGAGAGACAGCGAGAGAAAACAAGGAGGACCAUUUGGGGACCGUCUUAUUGAAACCAGAACUAAACUGAGUUUCAGGUUUUGUAGCUGCAUGCACAGAGAUCAGUACUACUCUCAGCAGUGCACAUGCAGUGUGUCAUGGUGUUUAUUCCUAUUAUGAUCUUGUGUUCUAGUGUAUUCGGGUUUAGACUUUUUAGUUAUUGGGGUCUGGGUUCUGUGCUCCCUCUGUUCUCUCUGUGUACCGUGUCUCUGAGUGCAGUCUGUGCAUUUCCUGUUUUACUUUGAAGGUGUCUGAUGUCAGUGUGUUCAGUUUUGCGCUCCCCCUAUUUUGUCAUGUUGAUUAGGUUCAGCCUCCCUCCUGUGCGUAUAUCUAUUGUGUGGUUACCAUCUGUGCAUUAUACCUGUUUCCCCGUGUUUCGUCUGCCACGUUCCUGGUUUUCAGGUUUUGUUCCCUGUGUUAUUGUUUGUAGCUUCGCCAAGUUUAGGUUUGGUUUACUUCUGUCCGUUUCCCUGCGCUUUUGGUCCUGUGGGAUUUCAUCAGCCAAAAUAAAGACUGGUUCCAUGUUAAUCCUCCUCAUGCGUCUGAGUCUACGUUUUGGGUCCUCACACACUCACACAGUGAUUUGCUGAUUCUGAGUCACACGCAGGAUUUUAAAAUGUCCAUCAAACUGCAGCUGUUUAUGUGACUGUCAGUGUAUCAUAU
Molecule: messenger RNA, 5483 nt
Organism: Pelmatolapia mariae (spotted tilapia)
Lineage: Eukaryota; Metazoa; Chordata; Actinopteri; Cichliformes; Cichlidae
Product: transcription factor Sp2
Exons: 8
Coding region: 153-2057 (634 amino acids)
Biological process (GO): urogenital system development; embryo development; regulation of transcription by RNA polymerase II
Cellular component (GO): PcG protein complex; chromatin; nucleus
Molecular function (GO): DNA-binding transcription factor activity, RNA polymerase II-specific; RNA polymerase II cis-regulatory region sequence-specific DNA binding
Source: RefSeq, a predicted model, not a curated record